Schizophyllum commune H4-8 is the source of this 684-nucleotide messenger RNA. RefSeq lists its product as uncharacterized. Lineage: Eukaryota; Fungi; Basidiomycota; Agaricomycetes; Agaricales; Schizophyllaceae. The record is from RefSeq and is a predicted model, not a curated record. The transcript has 5 exons. Bases 1 to 684 code for a protein of 227 amino acids.
AUGCGUCCCACCACCUUGCUCAAUCUGCUUGCCUUCCCUGUCAUCGCCCUCGCAGCGUCGAUCACAUCCGGCCAGUCCUACAAGAUCACCAACAGCAAGGGAGGUACGGUCGUCGACCUGUCUGCCGCGGAUAAUACGUCGAUCAUUGGCUGGCCUUACCACGAGGGGUCUAACCAACAGAUUUUGGUCCUCUUCGUGCUAUACACGCGCCAUCAUGUACCAGCGCCUAUGCCCCCAUGCCCAAUCAUACCCUCUGCUGCAACCGAUACUAACCUCCUCCAUCUUCAGUGGACCCUCGACUGGGCUGGCGAUGGUUGGAACUUCCGCUCCCUCUCCACCGGCAAGUACAUCAGCCUCGGAGGCGCCGACGCCGCGAACGGCGCGCGCUUGGUAGCGGAGACCGACCCGUUCACGUGGCACAUCUGGACGGACGAACAGGUCGAGGGCGCUUAUCGGCAUUCAGAUGCCUCUUUUCCACGAUCUGGGCUCCGACUUCAUUCUUCUGUCGUCUUCAUCUUCGUCCCGGACACUCACCAGAACUUUGAUCUCUACAACUACGGAAACUCGACCCCCGGCACGCCGAUCACGACCUGGUACACGUGGGAUGGCGAGCACCAGACCUGGCAAUUCGACGAAGGUGAGCAGUCGCGUCCUACCUCCUCUUGGCACCUCUUGGCACCAUGA